GUAUUGAGAUUGCUAGGGCUAAUGGAGCUAAAUACAGGCUGGGCCCAGAGCUGGAGAUAUGCGGGUAUGGCUGUGCGGACCACUUCUAUGAGUCCGACACGUUGCUCCACGGCUUUCAGGCUCUGAGGAAGCUUCUGGAGUCUCCCAUCACCCAGGACAUCAUCUGUGACGUGGGAAUGCCCAUCAUGCAUCACAAUGUGCGUUACAACUGUCGGGUCCUGUUCCUCAACAAAAAGAUACUGCUGAUCAGACCUAAAAUGCUGAUGGCCAACCAUGGGAACUACAGAGAGCUGCGCUGGUUCUCACCUUGGAACCAGUUAAGGCAAGUGGAGGAGUAUUUCCUGCCCAGAAUGAUCCAGGAGGUAACAGGGCAGGAUACAGUCCCAUUUGGUGACUGUGUGCUGUCCACAAAGGACACAUGCAUCGGCACUGAGAUAUGUGCAGAGCUCUGGAACCCCAGAAGCCCCCACAUUUCGAUGGGUUUGGAUGGGGUUGAAAUCUUCACUAAUUCAUCUGCUAGCCACCACGAGCUCCGUAAAGCUGACCAAAGAGUCAACCUGAUCAAGUCAGCCACCACCAAGAGUGGAGGUAUCUACCUGUAUGCCAACCAGAGGGGCUGCGAUGGAGACCGUGUCUACUACGAUGGUUGCACCAUGGUGGCCAUCAAUGGAGACAUUGUGGCACAGGGAGCGCAGUUCUCCCUUAAUGAUGUGGAGGUGAUUACAGCCACUCUUGACCUUGAGGAUGUGCGAAACUACAGAGGAGAACUAUGCCAGCCACACAUGGAAAGUGAACACAAACCUUGCCACAGGGUCAAAGUUGACUUUUCUUUGUCCGAUGGGGAUGAUAUCUACCUCCCUACCCACCAACCAAUAACAUGGCACUUUCACACACCAGAGGAAGAGAUCAGUCUAGGGCCGGCCUGCUGGCUGUGGGACUACCUAAGGAGAAGUGGACAGGCGGGUUUUCUGUUGCCUCUGAGCGGAGGUGUCGACAGCUCCUCCACCGCCUGCAUUGUCCACUCUAUGUGUGUGCUGCUCUGCCAGGCUGUAGAGGACGGCAACAGCCAGGUACUGGAGGAUGUUCACAGAGUGGUAGGGGAUGACUCCUACCGUCCUCAGCACCCGAGGGAGCUGUGCAGCCGCAUCUUCACCACCUGCUACAUGGGGAGUGAAAACUCCUCAGAGGACACAUGCAGCAGGGCCAAAGACCUGGCCAAUCAGAUCGGCAGUCUGACAGGAUAUUUCACAAAGUACGACUGCUCCAGUGCUGACAUCAACCCAAUAGGAGGCAUCAGCAAGACCGACCUGAAGAGCUUCCUGCUGUACUGCGUUGAGCAGUUCCAGCUUACUGCUCUGAGAGGCAUCCUGGCCGCUCCGCCCACAGCUGAACUGGAGCCACUGACAGACGGACAAGUGUCACAAACAGACGAGGCAGACAUGGGGAUGACCUACUCUGAGUUAUCGGUGAUUGGACGACUGAGAAAGAUCUCCAAGUGUGGCCCCUUCAGUAUGUUCUGUAAACUCAUUCACAUGUGGAAGGAUGCACUGUCACCCACGGAG
Molecule: messenger RNA, 1562 nt
Organism: Morone saxatilis (striped sea-bass)
Lineage: Eukaryota; Metazoa; Chordata; Actinopteri; Moronidae
Gene: nadsyn1
Product: NAD synthetase 1
Biological process (GO): NAD+ biosynthetic process
Cellular component (GO): cytoplasm
Molecular function (GO): glutaminase activity; NAD+ synthase (glutamine-hydrolyzing) activity; ATP binding
Source: RefSeq, a predicted model, not a curated record